UGUAACAGCCUUUAUAAAAGGCGUGCAGUCGCUGUUAACUUGAUGGCCAAGUCGAGAUCCGCCAGCAUGACCGCGUUUUCUACACCUCAGGAGCAUCAGGAAAUGUCUGCUAAACAAAUCGAACAACUACAACAUGAGAUCCAGGAAAACCUCUCUAAGCUGCAGGAAGUGGAGCAGAAAACAUCGCGUGUUGAAGAAGAGAUAACUCACAGUAAGAGAGAAACUGAACGUAGAGUGGAGCUGAUGAUGGAAAACGGUGAACUUGUCCAUGCAUUACAGCAACUAGGUUGUCUUCUGCAGGAGGAAACACGACUCUCAGAGCAACUGAAGAGUCAAGCUGCCUCAGACGGAGUUCAAACGAGUCUUUUAGAAAAAAGGAGCAAGGCUGCCAAAGAGAAAACGAAAAGACUCGCUGCUGAAAUCCUGGAGGUGAAACGGCGACUGGCAAAACUUAAAGCUUGUAAAAAGCACAAGCUGCAGUCCCAGAGAAAACCAGCAAAUCAAAAACACAGCAGAGAAAGUAAAUCCAGACCUCUUGUGGACUACACACUUUUUUAUAUAAAUGUAUUAAUAAAUGUAUUUUUGCUAAAACCAAUAAAUGAUUUGUCUUUUAUUUACACUCCCUUGCAUACUAUUUAAAUAUAAAAGUCAUGC
Molecule: messenger RNA, 654 nt
Organism: Austrofundulus limnaeus
Lineage: Eukaryota; Metazoa; Chordata; Actinopteri; Cyprinodontiformes; Rivulidae
Product: A-kinase anchor protein 9
Exons: 5
Coding region: 43-639 (198 amino acids)
Source: RefSeq, a predicted model, not a curated record